Aspergillus novofumigatus IBT 16806 is the source of this 1228-nucleotide messenger RNA. Its product is annotated as endonuclease/exonuclease/phosphatase family protein. NCBI's taxonomy places the organism in Eukaryota, Fungi, Ascomycota, Eurotiomycetes, Eurotiales, Aspergillaceae. The transcript has 2 exons. The record is from RefSeq and is a predicted model, not a curated record. Gene Ontology annotation, molecular function: 3'-5'-RNA exonuclease activity. Bases 53 to 955 code for a protein of 300 amino acids.
AAUCAUGGCGCAAUUGUACCAAGUCUACCGACAUUGAUUUGAGCCUUCCAUCAUGAAGACAAAUACCGAACUUCCACUGCGUGUGCUAACACACAAUAUCCGCUAUGCAACCAGUUCCCCAUUCAAAGGUGAGCUGCCCUGGGAUGAUCGCAAGCAGCCUCUCUUAAAUGAACUGCUCUUCACUACGCGCAAUCAGGAUGCAUUCAUCUGCCUACAAGAAGUGCUCCAUAAUCAACUGGUAGAUGUUAUAUCCGGACUGAACCAACAUUCUUCUACUGUUCCCAAAAGCGCCUCUGAGACACAACAAUGGGAAUACAUCGGAGUCGGGCGAGACGACGGUCACGAAGCAGGAGAAUACUCGCCCAUCUUCUAUCAACCGUCUGUCUGGCAGCUCCGUCAUUGGGAAAAUGUCUGGUUGUCGGAAACGCCGAACAAACCUUCCAAGGGGUGGGAUGCGGCGUCUAUACGGAUUCUGACCAUCGCUGUCUUCACACAUAACAUGACUCGCCAUACCGUCCUUGCGAUGAAUACUCAUCUAGAUGACCAGGGAUCUCAGUCACGCUUCGAGGCUGCCAAAAUCAUCCUUCAGAAGAUCGAAGAGUACCGAAGCGGCGAAUUUGCGACCUCCAUCGCAGGGGUAUUCCUUGCAGGUGAUUUCAACAGUCAAGAGACGCAGGAGGCCUAUCAUGUCCUGACAGGCUCCGAAUCCUCCUUGGUCGACACGGCAAAGGUUGUGGAGCAAAGUCAGCACUACGGGGAUUAUUAUACAUGGACAGGGUUCGGGUAUGAGGGACAGGAUCCCACGCGCAUUGAUUAUAUCCUGAUGGGACCUGGGAAGAACGAACUUGGGUCCUGGAAGGUCAACGGAUACGGCGUGUUGGCCAACCGGUUCGAUUCUGGCGUGUAUCUGUCAGAUCACAGGGCCGUCGUCGCCGACGUCACCUUGUACGACUGAGCUGGAUCCGCUUGCCUUGCGCUUUCAAGGGCUGGAAACGGAAGUCACCGAGAAGUUCUGAGACCUGCAGGCACUGGACAUGGGUCCAAUGGUGAUAUCGUUCCGCGAUUAAGCUUUGCUCAUGCCAUGGACAUAAGCUUUCGUGUAUUCAGCCAGAACAUGUACUGCCCAUGGUCUGCAUGGGCAUCCAUGGACGGAUAGAUCGCGUCCAAGAUCCUGGAUUGAUGCUUGUGAUUCUCACAGUAAAUUUGGUGGAAGCGAAUUGAUACGGAG